CCAUUCAUAAUCGUUUUUUUUUUUAAUUCUCAAAAUUUCACAUACUUUACAUGUGUUAUUCUAUUACGGGGAUAAUCAUAUAGUGCCUCAUUCGUUUACGAUUGAUACCUAAUUUCAUUCGCAAAAUUGGCGGAUUUGGGCGACAGACAACACAUGCAGUGAGUGACUCGCUUGGCUGUCGCAUCACAGUUCUAGCAUCCAUUCCUGCAUCAUGCACUGGUGUCUUCCUUUCCGAUUUCUUCUAACAUUACUAUCGUCAAUCUUGGCACUAGGAGACUCUGGAUCUGCACAACUUGAUGGUACUCCACCUUCAAAAAUAGCCAUUGUAGGCGCUGGGAUAGGCGGGACCGCCACAGCGCAUUUUCUAAGGCAGCACUUCGGGCCAGAAGUGCACAUUGAUGUGUUCGAAAAGGGAACAGUCGGAGGGCGCCUGGCCACAGUCACCGUGAACCAUCAGGACUAUGAGUCCGGGGGCUCCAUUAUCCACUCCCUAAACCUGCACAUGCAGGACUUUGUCAAGCAACUGGGUCUUAAGUAUCGUAAGAAUGUGGCAGGGAAGACGGCUGUGUUUAACGGGGAAGAGUUCAUCCUGGAGGAGACUGACUGGUACCUGCUGGAUCUGUUCCGCCUGUGGUGGCGCUAUGGCAUCAGCUUCAUCCGCCUGCAGAUGUGGGUGGAGGAGAUCAUGGAGAAGUUCAUGAGGAUUUAUAAGUACCAGGCCCAUGGCUAUGCCUUCAGUUCAGUGGAGGAGCUGCUGCACUCUCUGGGCGGGUCAGGGUUCCUGAAUAUGACUCGCUGCUCUCUCUCUGAGUCUCUGCUGGAGCUGGGGGUGUCACAACGCUUCAUUGACGAAGUCAUCGCCCCCGUCAUGAGGGUCAAUUACGGACAGAAUAUCAGCAUCCCAGCUUUUGUCGGUGCCGUGUCAUUGGCAGGUGCACAGGCCAACCUGUGGGCAGUGGAGGGAGGGAACAAGCUGGUUUGCUCUGGGCUGUUAAAACUGGCUAAGGCCAACGUUAUCCAGGCCCAGGUCACAACCAUCUCCCCCCAUGCAGCUGGAGAGUCUACCCAGUACCAGCUCAACUAUGCCACUCUGACUGAGAAAGGAUCUGAGUUCUAUGACAUUGUGGUGGUGGCGACUCCCCUGCAGUCCAGUGUGGGCUCAGGUAUCUCCUUCCAGGGCUUUGAGCCUCAGCUGCCUGAUAUCGCUGGUUCCUACCACCACACAGUGGCCUCCAUCGUUCACGGCUACCUCAACUGCUCCUACUUUGGCUUCCCAGACCCCAAGCUCUUCCCCUUUGCUAGUGUUCUCACCACAGACUCACCAGGACUCUUCUUCAACAGUGCUGCUAGCAUCUGUCCCGUCAACAUCAGCACUGGAUUCCGCCGCAAGCAGCCCCAGGAGGCUGGUGUUUACAAGGUAUUCUCCCCCCAACCCUUAGAUAAGCCAGCGCUGAAGACACUGUUCAGGUCCUACUACUCUGUGCAGGUGACGGACUGGCAGGCUUACCCACGUUAUGGGAGCACCCAGGAGCUGCCGCCAGUUGUCCUUCACGAGAGCCUGUACUACCUCAAUGGCAUCGAGUGGGCUGGCAGCGCCAUGGAAAUGAGCUCAGUGGCAGCCAAAAACAUUGCUCUGCUGGCCUACCACCGCUGGACCAGGCAGCUGGAGAUGGUCGACCAGAAAGACCUGAUGCACAAGAUCAAGACUGAGCUGUGACACGCCAACUCCGCAGACUCAGGCUCCGCCGGCUAGCUGCGGGGAUUGUUUCUAUGGAACCUUGCUGAAAGAUGUUGUAGCAUGAUGCCUCACCCUAAGGAAUUGUGUUUUAUUAAGUUACUGCUGCUGCUGGCUGCAAUGCAAAAUAAAAACAUGUUUUAAUUUAAUGCCACGUUGCAUUCCAUGGAAAGUGGUUCAUUCUCAGCUGUUUGACUUGAUAUUUCAUGGGGCGGCAGAGUAGCCUAGUGGUUAGAGCGUUGGACUAGUAACCGGAAGGUUGCAAGUUCAAAUCUCCGGGCAGACAAGGUACAAAUCUGUCAUUCUGCCCCUGAACAGGCAAUUAUAACCCACUGUUCCUAGGCCGUCAUUGAAAAUAAGAAUUUGUUCUUAACUGACUUACCUAAAUAAAGGUAAAGUUAAAUAUGUAAAUAAUAUGGACUUUAUUCAAGCAUUCUGAUAAUCAAAUACAAUAUGGUUAGAAUUGAUUUACUUAACUAAACUACUGUCAAUAAUGCACUGAUUAAAGGUCAGUUUUAAUAAUUGCUUUUAUUUCUUCAUGAGUUCAAGUAAUAACAAACUGAUUGUACACACGUGUUUGCCUGAUAAGAAAUUAAAAUGGUUGUUCUUAAUUGUU
Molecule: messenger RNA, 2351 nt
Organism: Oncorhynchus keta (chum salmon)
Lineage: Eukaryota; Metazoa; Chordata; Actinopteri; Salmoniformes; Salmonidae
Product: prenylcysteine oxidase-like
Exons: 6
Coding region: 212-1717 (501 amino acids)
Biological process (GO): prenylcysteine catabolic process; prenylated protein catabolic process
Molecular function (GO): prenylcysteine oxidase activity
Source: RefSeq, a predicted model, not a curated record